UCAAAGCAAUUUUAUAUUUUAGAAGCUUGUCUAAUGAAUGUGUUAUUAUUACACAGUGAGUUUUGUAGAAAAAGAAGAAGAAAAACCUAAAUAUAUUUAUUAUUUAUGGAAGUUUAUUUAACAUACGAGUAACGAAAUGCCAUUGGAAUCAAAGAUCCCUUCAAGAAACACAGAGGCGACAUUAAAAAUUCCCUUCGAAACCUCAAGACACGCAGAAAUUGCAUUCCGAGUUUUAAGUGUAGACCAAGAACCCAGACGCAAUUUCGUAAGUAAAGAUUUGCGAUUAGUGGAAAACAACAUUGAAGUGCAUUUUAUUGCGGAUCAAGUGAAAAAUUUAAGGACUGCAAUAACUUCGUUCUUUGAGAGUUUGCUGCUCUGUACAGACACAAUCAAAGCAUUUGAUUUGGAAACAAUUAAAAAUGCCGGAACACACUCCAGCACCGACACCGCAUAG
Molecule: messenger RNA, 454 nt
Organism: Lucilia cuprina (Australian sheep blowfly)
Lineage: Eukaryota; Metazoa; Arthropoda; Insecta; Diptera; Calliphoridae
Gene: Tcs6
Exons: 2
Coding region: 137-454 (105 amino acids)
Cellular component (GO): EKC/KEOPS complex
Source: RefSeq, a predicted model, not a curated record